This is a messenger RNA of Malaclemys terrapin pileata, 2172 nucleotides long. RefSeq names its product transmembrane protein 163 (gene TMEM163). Gene Ontology annotation, cellular component: synaptic vesicle membrane. Bases 205 to 1032 code for a protein of 275 amino acids. The transcript has 8 exons. The record is from RefSeq and is a predicted model, not a curated record. Lineage: Eukaryota; Metazoa; Chordata; Testudines; Emydidae. Gene Ontology annotation, molecular function: zinc ion binding.
AGCCGGGAAGCUGUUCUGGUUCCCCACCUGCCUGGGGGCUGGCGAUGAGCCGCCGGAGGGAGCCGCCGGGGGAGUUUGUUUGCCGUCUGUCCCCAUCCCCCUGAUGCUCUGAGCCCAGUCUCCUCCUCCCCCCGUGCUGGAUGCUCCGCUCACUCCUCACUGCCCUGCCACGCUCUCCUGCCGCCUUCUCCCACUCCGCGAGACAUGGAGCCGGCCGCAGCCUGGGGCGACCCGGCCAGCCCCCCGGACCCCACCAUCGUGCAACCCCCCGGGACCACCCCGCCCUACCUCUCCCGGGACCAACAAGAGGAACAGCUGCGGAUCGGGGAGAGCGGACAGUUCAGCGAAGGGCUGGAGGACAGAGGUUUACUAGAAAGCAGUACAAGGCUAAAACCUCAUGAAGCUCAGAGCUACAGAAAGAAGGCGUUGUGGGUUUCAUGGGUCUCCAUCGUUAUCACACUGGCUCUUGCAGUGGCUGCCUUCACUGUCUCCAUAAUGAGGUACAGUGCAUCAUCAUUUGGAUUUGCUUUUGAUGCUGUCCUGGACGUUUUGUCGUCGGUGAUAGUUCUGUGGCGUUACAACAAUGCAGCCGCUGUACAUUCUGCACACAGGGAAUACAUAGCCUGUGUUAUCUUGGGUGUGAUAUUUCUUCUUUCAGCUGUAUGUAUAGUGGUCAAAGCCAUCCAUGACCUUGCGAUGAAGUUGCUCCCAGAAGUGGAUGACUUUCUGUUUAGUGUCUCCAUUCUAAGUGGAAUCCUUUGCUCUAUCUUGGCAGUGAUCAAAUUUAUGUUGGGAAAGGUCCUUACAAGCAGAGCCCUGGUAACUGAUGGUUUCAACUCUCUUGUAGGUGGAAUAAUGGGAUUUUCCAUCCUUCUAAGUGCAGAAGUUUUUAAGCACAAUGCUUCUGUCUGGUACCUGGAUGGCAGUAUAGGAAUUUUAAUGGGACUCACAAUACUUGCCUAUGGAGUCAAGUUGCUUAUUGAUAUGGUCCCACGUGUAAGGCAAACGCGUCAUUACGAAAUGUUUGAAUGAAGACAGAUGCCCUCUCCUCUGUAUGGACUGUGAAACUGCAGCAUCAUACAUUUUGGCAAGUGGUGCCACUGAUAUUUCACUGAUUAUGCAGUUUCUUUCCCAUGGUGUAUUUUCUUUUAAAGUUUAUUUUAAUGGGAAAUCUCUCUGUAGAACAGGCAAAUAUGUGCACUGCUCACAAAACAGCAAAACAGCAGCAUUUUCCUUUCAAGUAAGCUAUUGAAUCCUGUAAGUGACAGUAGAAAACAUACAUAAUUUGCAAUUCCAAACCAGCUGCAGUGUUCUGUGUUCUAGAGUGAAAUUGUUUUUAUUGAUAUACUAGAUGUCUGUAGAUAAGAGGUGCCAGUUUCAGAGUCUUUUUUUUUUUUUUUUUAAUGUUGGCUCAAACUUUUCAAAUUUGUGCUGUAACUUUGAAUUACAGCCAUUGCCAACCACUUCAGCUCACAACUCAACAAAGGUACUGUAUGUAGAUUAUUGAUGCUAACAACCAUCGCUUAAAGGCACUGAAGUAAAUAAGAUUUUUGUCUCAAGUUAGGAGGAUGGACCCCACAGAAAAAACAGCACAAGACCCACUCAUUUCUAUUAUCAGAGUUUAAAUGAUACUAUUUUAUUAAUCCUAAAUUAUCUAAAAUACAAGUCCUCUUCUAAUUUGAAUUUCAUUUUUAUUUAACGAGUGAUGCACACAGUACAUUGCUUUGCAUGGACCAAAUAAGCACAAAGAAUAUUACUGUACAGAUAAAAGCCAAAAUGAAGCACAAGAAGGACCAGUAUGAGAAAUGUGAUUCGCACUCUUUUAUUGUACCAUACACAAAUGUACCAGUAUUUGUGACUACGUGGUUGCUCCGUUGCCUGAUGAAGGUACAGCAGUGACGGCUUUGAACUGCGGUGAAACACAAAGCUACUCAGAUUUAGGUUAUUCUGUAAAAAACAAAAAACAAAAACACUGUUCACCCUUCACCACACAUUCCUAUGUAUUUCUUAAUAUCCUACUUAUAAUAUCCAAGAACCAUGAUGUAUACAAUAAAACGUAUCUAUUUUAUACAGUACCUGUAAGUAACAUUUGACAGCUGUUUCCAGAAUGUAUCGUAGAACAAAGUCUUCCUGUACAGCAGCCCAUUAAACUAGAUUCUCUGGUCACUGCAA